This is a messenger RNA of Formica exsecta, 708 nucleotides long. RefSeq lists its product as uncharacterized. The transcript has 3 exons. Bases 16 to 651 code for a protein of 211 amino acids. The record is from RefSeq and is a predicted model, not a curated record. Lineage: Eukaryota; Metazoa; Arthropoda; Insecta; Hymenoptera; Formicidae.
CAUACGUAUACAUACAUGUAUACGUGCUUGAAUCCAUAUUUACGAAGUAGAUUUGAACUGUGUAACACUGGUAGCACAUUAAUCACAAGUACAAAAAAAGGAGAAGUGUUCUACUUUAAUCAAAACUCGAUUGGCGACAUAUUUUAUCAACGUAUAACACAUGAAAACACAUUGGACAAAUAUUCUCCCAUAAAUAGCAAAUCUUGUUAUGCAUUAAAUAUGUGGGUAAAAGCUUUAUCAGCUCAAGCCGAGCCGUUAGUACCUCUGACAUUUUCCAACAAAUGUAACAUGGGACAUAUAUAUGAAAAUUUUACGAAUAAAAAGCUUUGUUUAAAAUCUAAUAAAAAGGAUGCAAACGACUUUUUUGAGCCAUCCUGGAAGCAAUCGUUGGCUACAUUAGGAUCGUACAUUGAUUUAUUAGCACCAGAACUUCUUGCAGUUUGGAAAAUACGUGAAGAAGUACCAGUACCUAAAACUGCAGGAACCCAUCAAAAAGUUUGGAACUGGUUGGAAUCGUCGACUUCGAAUUAUCCUAUGACUCAAUUACAGGACGAUUCUGAAUACAUAUCUACAUUUAACACUCAAGAAUUAAUUAGCAUUUCUCAAGAACAAGAUGUUGUAUAUAUUGAAGAUGACAAUGUGUUACAAUAAAAACUGUCAAUGAAACUAAAAUUUUAAAAGUUAGUAAAUAAAAGCACAUUUAAAUAA